AUGGCUACUUCUCUGGCACACGCAGGUGUGGUUACUGGAAAGAAUGCGGCCAUGUCUCCUCCGUUGCACAUGGCAACAACUUAUACCAGGCCAGCCGAUGGAUCUUAUCAAGAAGGAGACUUGAUUUACACACGUAUGGACAACCCUACAAGAAAUCUACUUGAGGCGGAGACUGGCAGGCUUGAAUGUCACGGUCGAGCUGUGAACUCCGACACGCCAAUCAUAAGUUGUGCAUUUGCGUCGGGUAUGAUGGCCGUGUCUUCGAUCGUUCUCGCCCACCGGUUACCAUUGAAGGUUUUGCUGCCAGUCGAUGCCUACCAUGGUGUUCCGACUGUCCUUCGAGACGUCUUUUCGCGUUUCGAUGUAGAAAUCCGUACUGUCGAAAUGAGUGAUCCAGCGGCCAUCGAAGCUGACCUGGCAAAAAUAUCGGUAAAAGACGAUGUCAUUGUAUGGAUGGAGAGCCCUUCGAACCCAAGAGUUGACAUUAUUGACAUUUCUUUAAUAAGCAGCAUCGCAGAAAAAUCGGGCCGUCGCGUCACUACUGUGGUCGAUUCCACCCUCGCUCCUCCAACGAUUCAGCAGCCUCUCCAGCUUGGUGCGGAUUUGGUUAUGCAUUCGGCGACAAAGUACCUCGGUGGACAUUCAGAUCUACUCUGUGGUGUCGUGACAGCGUCUCCAUGGACUAAUCGUGGUCGUUUCAUUGGGCCACUUAUACGGCAGGUGCAAGUCGCUGUCGGAGGUGUGGCCUCUCCACUGGAUUCAUGGCUCACGCUGCGUGGUCUAAGAACCUUGGCUAUCCGUAGCAGUCGCCAAUGCGAAACUGCUCUCCUUCUUGUCAAAUAUCUACAGCACCAUCCAUUGGUAGACAAGGUCUAUUAUCCUGGACUGGAAGAACACUUUGGCCACAAAAUUGCUAAACGUCAAAUGAAGAAUGGAUUUGGAGGUGUUUUCAGUGUUGAAAUGAUCGGCGAGAGCUAUGCGUUUGCGUUUGCGGCGGCCCUGACAGUCGUUCAACGAGCUACCAGCCUCGGCGGGACUGAAACUCUAAUUGAACAUCGGGCGAGUAUAGAGCCACCUGGCCGCGUAGUUAGUCCACGGGGACUACUGAGGGUCAGCGUAGGCCUGGAACACGCAUCUGAUAUUUUGUCUGACUUUGAAAGCGCCAUGGACAUUGUUCAAACGAUUCAUGGUAUUCGUGGCUAA
This is a messenger RNA of Phaeodactylum tricornutum CCAP 1055/1, 1203 nucleotides long. RefSeq names its product cystathionine beta-lyase. Bases 1 to 1203 code for a protein of 400 amino acids. Gene Ontology annotation, biological process: transsulfuration. Gene Ontology annotation, cellular component: cytoplasm. NCBI's taxonomy places the organism in Eukaryota, Bacillariophyta, Bacillariophyceae, Surirellales, Neidiaceae. The record is from RefSeq and is a predicted model, not a curated record. Gene Ontology annotation, molecular function: cystathionine gamma-lyase activity; pyridoxal phosphate binding. The transcript has a single exon.